AUGCCAUUUAAAUUCAAAAAGAAAGGUCUGCGACGGGAAAUUCCUAAAGAUGUGAUAUUACGAGCCAUAGAAGAGAUAUCAAAAGGAACAAAAAUAAAAACAACGGCUGAUAAAUAUAAAAUUCCUAGAUCAAGUAUGCAACGAUAUGACCCUAUAAUCCAGCCAACUUCAACUCAAGUCAUUCCAGAACACCCUGAAAGAGAAAAUCAAAAUGAAGCAGAUCCUGUUAAUUUGAAUAACAUUGCUGUCGCUAAUUCUUCCUCAUCAUUUGCUACAGAUCAAAUAACAAUUGAAGUUGCUGAAGUUGUAACCCCUGAAAUAACACACCUGAAAAGACUAAUAGAAUUAGCAGAACAAGAAAAACAAAUCAAGAACAAGGCUAAGAAAGAGAGGCAGGAAAAAAAGGUUCUCAAAAACACAGGGAAAAAACAGAUUCCUAAACUUCCAUCAGAACUAACAUCGAAUAGAGUAAAGAAGAGGCAAAUGAGCAGUAGUGAUAGCGACAUAGAAAAUGUUUUACUCACUGAUAGUUCUGAGGGAUCCUUUGCUGAAGACACGUCUGAAGAAGAGUUAGAUGAAAAUGAUGUGAUAAUGGUUGACAGAAAUUUUCAAAAGAAUGAUUAUGUUCUCGUUAAAUUUAAUGUAAAAAAGACUGUUGUGCACUAUGUCGGCCAAAUCGAAGACAUCAGUCAUACCAUGGCUACAAUAAAAUUUAUGCGGCUGAGUAAGAUAAGAAACACCUUUUUUUUCCUGAAGUAG
Parnassius apollo (apollo) is the source of this 759-nucleotide messenger RNA. Lineage: Eukaryota; Metazoa; Arthropoda; Insecta; Lepidoptera; Papilionidae. The record is from the annotation of a GenBank genome assembly.